Nilaparvata lugens (brown planthopper) is the source of this 596-nucleotide messenger RNA. Its product is annotated as telomere zinc finger-associated protein-like. Gene Ontology annotation, biological process: regulation of transcription by RNA polymerase II. Gene Ontology annotation, cellular component: chromosome. Gene Ontology annotation, molecular function: chromatin insulator sequence binding. Lineage: Eukaryota; Metazoa; Arthropoda; Insecta; Hemiptera; Delphacidae. The record is from RefSeq and is a predicted model, not a curated record.
GUGAAGAUGUGGAGGUGCCCGCUGUGCGGCCAAAUCUACGUCUCGCAAGAGGAGCUCGGCAUCCACGUGCUCGCCGAGCAUGUACAAGCGGCCUCGCCGCAGUAUCAGUGUCCCCUCUGCGAGCAUCCGCCCACCUCGGGGCCCCGCCUCGCGCACCACAUCACCGACAACCACGCCUCAGCGCCCCUCUGGAGCUGUCCGCUCUGCGACCAAGGACACGAGAACAAGUCGGCGAUGCUAGAGCACGUGGUGCGUAGUCACGUGUCGGUGGCGGCGCAGACCACACAGUGUCCUCUCUGCGAAAAGCAGUAUAUGACUGACGAGGAGAUGGCCGACCACCUGCUCAAACGGCACACUGCCCCCUCCACCGUCAUCCCCACCUCCGCCACUGCUCAGCAGAGUGGCGCCAAGUUCAAAUCGCAGUUCAAGCUCAAGGGCGCUGCCGACUCCGCCAAACGGUUCAAGAAGAACAACUUUGCGCGCUCCUGAGUGACAGAGUAGACUUGUGAAAACUUUAGGAACAGUCGUAAUCUUGUGAACAAUCAAUUAAUUAUCUUUAUUGAAUGAUUAUCGAGAAAUUAUUUUUGUUUGCUGAA